Asterias rubens (European starfish) is the source of this 5146-nucleotide messenger RNA. Its product is annotated as mucin-17-like. The record is from RefSeq and is a predicted model, not a curated record. NCBI's taxonomy places the organism in Eukaryota, Metazoa, Echinodermata, Asteroidea, Forcipulatida, Asteriidae. The transcript is spliced from 3 exons. Bases 289 to 3690 code for a protein of 1133 amino acids.
UGAGGGUUUUUAAACAAAAUGAAGGGGGCGGGGACAUUUAAAAAUCAUAGGGGCUUGGUGAUCCAAACCACGAGAGGGCGCUGUUUUGACAACUGUCACUAAAUUACAACACGUGGGUAAAGUUUGGCAUAGGCCGAAGAUAAGAGCGCGCGCACCCACUAGCCAGUUGUGUACGUUUGCUGUAGCUAAAAUACCAAGCACAAACUUCUGUUAGAAUACACAUUUCGUGAGUAUUUGGCUUUUGUAAACUGGGAGAUAUUUAGAUGUCAACUCAAUUUAUUUGCUGAAAUGAGAAGCCAUCCGGAUGAAAAGGUUCCAAGGUUCUCAAGUGCAGGAGCACGUUUUCAGCACAGUGGCGGAAGUAUCCAACUGCGAAAAAGACGCACAAGUAUGACAGUGAGAGAGAUGAUGGCUUUAAACGAAGCCAACUGGGUGGACACUGCACUAAAUAUUCCUGUCACCUCAGUUCCUGGCACCCAAGUUCCUGUCACCCAAGUUCCUGUCACCCAAGUUCUUGUCACCCAAGUUCUUGUCACCCCGGUCCCUGUCACUGCAGUUCCUGUCACCCCAGUUCCUGUCACCGCAGUUUCUGUCACCGCAGUUUCUGUCACCCAAGCUCCUGUCACUCCAGUUCCUGUCAGUCUUUUUAGAGCCGAUCCCACUCCUGCCACUAUAACUGAUGACUCAACAGUUUCUUCAGGGGACAACAUUGAUUCAUCAUUUUUCAUGAAGUUACAACCGUGCAUUCUUAGAUGUACAUCUGACUUUACUCAGGAAGCACUGACGUGGGAGUUGCAGGGAAGAGAUCCCGUUCACGAUGCUUUCUAUUAUCAAGCCUCAGAAAUUGUGGCCGAUGCAAAGUCGCUUGGGGCAGAAGUUGUCAGAGAGUCUCAUAUUCUGGGUCAUGAUGACGCACCUCUGCAAAUGUCUUGCUCUACGAUUCCAUAUGAAAUGUCUGAUGGAGCUACCUCGGACCUCUCUCAACCAUCCAAGAAAACAGGUGCAACAAUAGAUCAUUCAACCCAGGAAUCACUUACUUUUGGUCUGACAUCAAACUUAACUGAAGAUGAAGCACUUUCACCCAAUACACGUCAGAAUAUUGUCAACAUGUCUGUUCAAAAUGUGAUAAAAGAUUCCCUUGAAAAAUCGUUUAAGGAUGUCAUCAAGACUAAAAUACUAAAGAAUCUGCUGAAUGAAACAACACAGCAGGGCAUCCCAUCAGCACCACAGACCCGAACAUUUCCUGAUGAGUUACAGGUCCGAAGAGAUAUGACAGCUUAUGAUGGGAACCAUCUCAAGGUUUCUGCCACUGAUAGCGAUGUUGACACACCUUUGAUACAGGUUGUCAAACAAACAGCUCAGCAAUCUAUGUCUGAAAAUGAGACAACUACCUCAGCUUCUAAAGAGGUAUUCCCAGUAUGGCAGACAAAUGAGAUUGUCACCAUGUCUGUGGAAGAUAUGACAGAGUCCACAGAAACCACUGCAGAGUGUAUUCAAUCCGUGUCAGUGGAAACCUCGGAAUCACCUGAUGGGGAGGUCUCGAAGCAGUCAAACCCAGAGUCUGAUCAAACCACAAUGGUUAUGGUCGCCCUACCUCUGGAGAAGUCAUUGCAUUGGCAAACACCGGAAACGAUGGAGUGCAUCUCGAAGGAAGUCGAAGAAGUUUUGCCAGUUCUCACAGCUUUUCAUCCCAAGACCCUUUCCCCGACUCAAGAGACUCGUGUGCCUGAGGAGAAUAUAAACUCUUGCACUAAUCAAGCUGUAGAUAUGCCAAUUCUCACAGCUUAUCCUCCCAUGCCCCAGUUGCCAACUCCAGAGACUUGUUUGCCUAAGAAGAAUGUGAUCUCUUGCACCAACGAAGCUGUAAUCAAGGAGGUGAUUGCUGUAUCACAAAGAGCUGGCUACCUCACACCUGAACUGCCCCAUACUAAGUUCUCCCAAGAGCAUUCCAGGUUCUCCCAAGAACCUACCUGGUCCUCCCAAGAAGCUAUUUUGACUACCUCAAUCUCCCCAUCCCACCAGACUUGUUCUGAAACGUUCGUCUCAAAGGCAGCGUCUAAUCCCUUCUUUACAGACAAAAGGAAACUCCUUGAUAAAAACAACAACUUCGGAGAACCACCACCAAAACAGUUCCGCCUGAAUAGCAGAGUAGCAGGCAGUUCACCAAGCCACCCUGUGUUGCUGCAGAAGUUGACUUCGCCCAAGCCACCACCGCUAUUGCAAGGACAACCACAGGGUGCAACACCACCUAUUUUACCUCAAUUUGUCCAACAGGAGGACACUUUGCCAGUUUUGAGAAGCAAACUACAACCCGGGGACGGUUUUUCAAAUACUGUUUCUAGCCCACCUAGUUACCAUGCCGCCUGUGCAUCGUGGUUAAACGCCUCCAAUCCCAAUAUGAGUUUUCCUAGGGUGCCAAUUUCACAAUGUCAGCCUCCGGAAGCUUAUCGUCCGUUAUCAGACCGGCAAAGCCAUCAAGUAAAUAACUCUGCUUAUACUUUGCCGAAGUACCCUUCCUGGACAAGACAUACACCUAUCAUGUCUACUUAUCCCCAGAUCCCAGGAGAGUCUUCAGUAUUCCCCGAUCUUGCCAACAGAGCCGUGGGAUCCCAGCCAGGCAAUCCACAAGUCAUGACAAACACUCAACGUUUGAUCUCCACAGGUAGUUUACGCUACACAGAUAUGCAUUUGCCACCUUACAACUUCAGUGUACCUUCGAAUGUGUAUCCUCAACAGAGGCCCACUUUACCUCCGCCUUCCUACUAUUCGAGCUUGAGACCUCCCAUCAAGGAGUUGCAAUAUCCUGCAUCUAACAGCAGCAGCAAUUACCACCCGGAUAAGUUUGGGACUUCUGUCGAUCGGGAUGAAAUUCUAAAGUGUAUCCGUCGACCUCCUCCUUAUCAAGCCAGACAAGUCCACCCUACUCGCAAAGAUCCACACACCAUCACAAACUUGCCCCGAAGAGCUCCAACUGACUUAGACCCCCGGAGGACAGACAGAGUUCAACAACUGUCACCCCAUGCAGCCUUAAUACCGGCACCUAACAGAGAAACUAUUCUGGAUAAGAGGCAAGCCAAUUCGCUUGAAAACUACAAGAAAGUGAGCUGCCUCAACUGCGAUGUAACUAUUCCGCCCGAUGACUGGAACCGCGUCUUGAUGUCUGAUGUUGUCGCUGUCAUCGAGAAUGCAAUAGACUUGUCGCUGCCUCAGACUGCCGGGAAACCUCCCAUCAUCCUAUGCAAGUUCUGCGAAAACGUCAUGCAUAAAAUUUGUAGCAGUCGUCAAGCUUUAUUUCGGGCCAAGACGAAAUUCAGCAGUUACACAAGUCCCGAAGGCUUUCUCUACACAAAGAAGAUGUGUUCCACAAUCGAGCAUUUCUUCUGUGUGAAUUGCGUGAACUGCAACGUGCUGGUAACCGUCACGCCCAAGAAGAGGCUGCUUUUCAGUAAGAAUAGCGAACAAUGGGUCGUGGCAAACAUCAUCCAGGAGGAGUUUAACAUUGCGUUGGCGCCUGACAAGCAAAACAGGAAGCUGUAUCUGUGCCUUGGCUGUUAUAAAAGGGUCAAGCAGGUUAGGUCCGCACAAGUGUCGAUGGCCUUGGCCAUGAAGGACUUCAAUCUACGCAUGUCGCCUACGAGUGACAUGUUCAAGUUUAACCAGCGCUUUGAGAGAGCUGGUAGUUUGACUUAAGACCAAGUCACACUUAAGCCUGGUUCUUACUCUUAUCUGCGAAUGCUGAUAAAUAUUUACGCCACAGCUCCGUUUUCGCUGCGAAUAUUUUGUUGAACACAGCUCAUCUCUUCGAAUUUGUGAUGUCAAAAUUUGUGUCGCAUUCGCAGGAAGUAUGAACGGGGCUUUAUAUGAGGUUCAUUUGUUGCUUGAUAUGUAGCUUGGUGUAAGCCCCGACCCCCUGUUCUCAGUGUGUUCAUUGUGUUCUGGAAAUCUCAGGAAUUCUUUGAAGAAUUUUAAAAUUAAGGUUGGGGUAUUUCUUUUGUCAAAAUUCGUAUAUAACACAUUUGCAGGAAGUGUUAACCGGUCUUUACAAGGUACAUUUGUUGUUUGAUAUGUGGCAUGGUGCCCCCCCCCCCCCUUAACAAAAAAAGAAAGAAAACUCUGCAAACAUUCUCAUUACAAAUAAGAACAGGUGGUGCAUUUUCUCCAUACAAGCAAUCAUGAAAAUAUCCAAUUUGUUUUACACUCUGUAAAAGAAUAUAUUUUAUCAGAGCAUAUAUCCAUAUUUAAAAAUAUAUGUCUUUCAUUUUGUUUUCUCUUCAUCAUCAUGCAAAACAAAAAAUAUUUAUUUUAUUCAUAUGUUUAUUCAUGAGUUUAUAUUAUUAUCAGUACAAACCUUUCUUUGAUUUGUAGUUUUUACACACACAAAAUCAAGUGUGUGGAAAAAAAGAGUAUUAUCAGCGAGUUACAAAAAUUAUGGUGAUAAAUUCUGUUAUAUAUUUAAACAUUUUUAUUUUAGUUACAAAGUUUUUUAAUGUUGAGUAUGCAGCAGCUCUAUCCCACACACGUAGCCAUUUUGGAAGUGGGCAAAAGGGAAGGCAAAGAAUUUGAGUGAAUGUAAUUUCAUGGUUAUAAGAUUUUAAAAAGAUGAUAAGCAAUUAAUUCCUUCUGUGCUCGCUUUUUGUCAUCCUAAAACGCCCCAGCUUUUGGAGGCUUUCAAAAUUCUGUUGAACAGAUUAACAAAUAAGUUUUUCUAAACAAACAAAAAUGUAUCUUGCUGAUUGGUGUUCAUUUCCUCACAUGAACAUUCACAUGUACUUUUACUGUAGAAAAAUUGUCAACUUAUGUCGACCCCCCCAUGGGCCCCCCAGUCUUAAUGGUCUACUGCAGAAACAUGGAGCGUAUAGUCUGCAACCAGUGUGCUCAUUCAUAUGAGAGCUACGUGUAUUCAUAAACUACUGGUUGACUAUAAUAGAAACCCGCCCUUGUGGUAUGACCUAGAACUGUGCACCUAUCCCAUUUUGAGCUCAGUUGGUGGCAUGGUGUUCCCCCCCCCCUCCCAUUCUAUGCAGGGUUUGUCCUUAAUUUUUACAGUGACUAGCAAGCAUGACCAGUUAGCUUUUCAUUGUUAAGGCCAAGUCACACUGCAACGAAAACGAUAACGACGCAAAGAGAACGCAUUCAAAUUGGUUGA